Tarenaya hassleriana is the source of this 736-nucleotide messenger RNA. Its product is annotated as probable calcium-binding protein CML15. Bases 243 to 716 code for a protein of 157 amino acids. NCBI's taxonomy places the organism in Eukaryota, Viridiplantae, Streptophyta, Magnoliopsida, Brassicales, Cleomaceae. The record is from RefSeq and is a predicted model, not a curated record. Gene Ontology annotation, molecular function: enzyme regulator activity; calcium ion binding. The transcript has a single exon.
CAUACAUCUGUAUAUAUAUUUAAUGACUGGCACACCGACGACGCGCUUUUACUAUUUUUAAUUUUAUCAAAUCCCAUGCAAUGCAUCAUCGCCUCCCAUGUGCUCCCUCGUCAACAGAUCCGAAGGAAACCCAAAAAAAAAAAAAAAAAAAAAAAAAUCCCCAUCUUUUCUGGGCAUUGGUCCAUUUUGCCAUAUCCUAAAAAUCUCUUCUGGGCAUUCUUCAAAAUUUGAUCUUUUUUCAUAUGGAGGAUCAGCUCAAGCAACUCCGUGGAAUUUUCGAUAGGUUCGAUAUGGAUUCAGAUGGGAGCUUAACCAUCUUAGAGCUUGCGGCCUUGCUCCGUUCCAUCGGCCUCAAACCCUCAGGUGACCAGAUCCACGUCUUGUUAGCCAGCAUGGAUGCAAACGGUAACGGCUCUGUGGAAUUUGAUGAGCUCGUCGGGGCCAUUCUUCCCGACAUGAACGAGGAGAUACUCAUAAAUUCCGGGCAAUUGCUCGGAAUCUUCAGAUCAUUUGACAGGGAUGGGAAUGGUUACAUCAGCGCAGCCGAGCUUGCGGGUGCAAUGGCGAAGAUGGGUCAGCCUCUGACGUAUAAAGAGCUCACAGAUAUGAUCAGAGAAGCCGAUACCAAUGGCGACGGUGUCAUAAGCUUUGGUGAGUUUGCUUCCAUCAUGGCGAAAUCUGCAUCGGAUUUUUUCGGUAUUGCCUUGCCUUCAUGACAUUAUCCGACCCUAGAUCA